AUGGUAAACGGCAACCACAUCUGUGUGCAAGCCGGCGGCACUUGCAAGACCAGUCUCGUUCUUCUCCCAGUGUGCGAGUGGCCACCUGAAAUCCGCACGCACUCCUUCUUCGGCAUUCUCCUUUGCCGCACCACACGUCCCGCAACGACAGCUCGCCAGGGGGGGGCUCCCUCGACCAUCAACGGAAUGGCGAUGAAAGCAUUCUGCUGCUGCACCUCCCGGCGCCGAGGACGCACCGUCGAUGGCCGAGACGGCAACGCAAUCCCAUUGUCCGAAGCGUCUGGCCUCUUCGACACGGCCCUCCAUCAGGAACGGGGGCUCGGAGACUCGAGAGCCAGCCGUCACCCUCCGGCGGAUUAUGCUUCCUCCAGCGCCCAGGUGUCCCCCCGCGAAGUUCCCGUCGACGUGUGCCAGCUGAUGGCCGACAAUGACUCGGACGGCGAGCACGAAACCAGCCACUCUGCCAGGAGGUCGACACGAACACUCAGCGCCGUCCGCGCCAAGCUGAUCAAGCACAUGUCUCACGACAUUGACAUCGAUCGCCAGUCUCGCACCGCCGUGGGCCACAGUAAGGAAGAAUUGGCCCGCCGGGCCGAGCUGAGGCGCCUUCGGCAGAAAAGAAUUCAAGACGAGCUCGAGAAGGAGUGCGUCAACGACGACGGAAGCGUCAAGUCCCACCAAAGUACUCGUCAUCUCUCAACCCUGAUCGACUUUGGACAACCCGGUGGUGGCCCGCGAGAUGCCAUCGAGUUUACUGUCAAGCACGGAACCACCAUGCUGGACGUCGCUGCCUCUGUUCUACAAUCCGUCCCCAGUUCGACUCCAUCGCAUUCCAGCUGCCUUGACCUGACCGAUGCCGGCCGGGGACAUGAACCGACAAGCUCGCAAAAUGGCGAGGGUUUGUCGGUCACGGGCACUGCCAUGAUGACGCCGGCAGCCUCCCACUCCCAACCGGCGGUCGCCCAACACAAGAGGCAUCGGGCAUUAUCCGGCUGCGCCCCGAGUCCACCGCGGUUGGAGAGGGCUCUUGGCGUGGAUAGCGAUUUUGACAUUUGCCACGGGUCCCAUGCUUGGGAUGACCAGUCUGCUCUGGGAGUCUGGCUCAUAGCCCAAGGUAUGCGCUCGAGGGACAGCUCUCUCGGUCGACCGGCGGAUCAAGCGUCAGACAGAACCACGGCUCCUGAGCAAGCGCCGCCACCCACCCAGGAAUUCGGGGGUGUUCCUCGCGUCAUUGAUACAGAAACCCCAACGGAGGAAAGAAGAAUCACCAUUUCGCUACCGCCGCGCCUUUCAUCCGAAGCCGAAGCGAAUCGGAGCCAGGCGAGAGACGGUACUGGUACAGGCGGGUCGACUUUGAGGCAUGACGAGCCGGUUGAUGCUGACAACCUCACUCCAUCACCAUCAAGGAACGCACCAGAAUAUCGUCGGUCGGCCACGAGCGUUGCAAGACACCACGUGGAUAGACCAUCGUCGAACUACCCCUCCACCGACACGAGCUCUCCACCCAGCUCUGUUCACACUCUGAGCAACCGUUUCAGUCUCAGCCAGCAAGAUAUCGAGAAUCUGGAACUGUCACCCUUCCAAUGGCAUGGUAAUUUCUCCGUUUUGCAAAGUUUUGGUCAUUCGGAAAGAAAAACCUCGUAUGAUGCUUCCGAAAACCACGGAACGUACCUUGACGGCAACUGCGAACCCGAUAGGUGUCUCGAGCGGCAGUCUCAGAGUGGAUUUGAUACAAAGUCCGUCGCUCAUUCCGACACGGUGAGCUUUCAGCAGCGAGAGGCCGAGCUUCGAACCAUCGAAUACAGGUUCGGCAAGGUCAUAUCCCGAAAGAAAACCGGCGCCGCCGUCCACAGCCGUUUCCGAGAAGAAUUCCCAACAACCACUGCGUGUGCGCCGGUACGAGCGUCACUUGUGGCUAAGCUUCAAAGGUCAAUCUCGCGACUUUCCAGAGCACCGCGCAGCCUUGUGUCCAUUGGAAGUAAACCGAAUCCAUCCAAUGGAACAAACGUGGAGCCAUCUCAGCAUAGCAAUAUCGAAACCACCAAACAUUUACAAACGCUUUUCAACCCGAAAGAUUCAGCGACGAAAUCGACAGACAUGCCGUCAACUGUGUCUGCGGCCAAGCCAGUGCAUGCAUGUGGCAACCGUCAGGAUCAUGUGCCUGCCGUGAGGUUGCACGACUCGUCCGCGGAGCCGCCAGACGUGCAGGGCAACCUUACAAGUAAUAUUGAAUCGCAAGCGAACAUCUCUCAAGGUACUUUUAUUUGGCCAGUGACGACCAAGGCUAGUGGCGGCCAGAGCAGACGAUGCCAAGUAAGACCAUCUUCGUCGUGGCCCAAGUGUCGCAACGAUCUUGUCGACCCACCACCGGUUGUGAUGCGUCGCCCUUACCGCGAAUACAUGAAAAACCAGGUUGACGGGGAGGAAGAACUCGCACUGGAAUCUCCAAGAAAAGCCCACGAAUCACCCUCUCUGAGCCAGAGGUUGGAAAAGGUUACCAGGUCCAGGUUGAUUAGACUUUUGCCUUUCACCAUGUCUUCAUUGGAAGCAGGCAAUUCUCAACUACAAUAG
This is a messenger RNA of Drechmeria coniospora, 2571 nucleotides long. RefSeq lists its product as uncharacterized. The record is from RefSeq and is a predicted model, not a curated record. NCBI's taxonomy places the organism in Eukaryota, Fungi, Ascomycota, Sordariomycetes, Hypocreales, Ophiocordycipitaceae. The coding region runs from base 1 to 2571 and encodes 856 amino acids. The transcript has 3 exons.